Molecule: messenger RNA, 963 nt
Organism: Erythranthe guttata (spotted monkey flower)
Lineage: Eukaryota; Viridiplantae; Streptophyta; Magnoliopsida; Lamiales; Phrymaceae
Gene: ERD15
Product: dehydration-induced protein (ERD15)
Source: RefSeq, a predicted model, not a curated record
AGCUUCCAACCAAACGAGACCCUCUCUCUCUACUUUAAAAUCAAUCAGUGGGCAGGUUUGGAAAAUAGUCCAAACCUAAGGUUCGGUAGAGUCAGGCUUGGAUUCUACGGCCUAUGUAUAUACUGAUAUCUCCCCUCAUUUCCUUCGAACAAGUUAUCGCUCUCUACGUGUAAGCUCGGAACUCGACGCUAGAGAGAGGAGAGAGAAAGAGGAUAUUUUGCAUUUGAAGGUUUCUUUUGAUCAAACCGGCAGCAAAUCGAUCAUGGCUCUUGUAUCCGGAGGAAGGUCGACGCUGAAUCCGAACGCCCCUCUGUUCAUUCCUGCUGCUGUGCAGCAAGUGGAGGACUUCUCGCCGGAGUGGUGGAACCUUGUCACCACCGCCACCUGGUUCAGGGACUACUGGCUGAGCGAGCACCAUGGAGAAGACAUUUUCGGCGAGGAAGACAAUGCAAACGAUGUUGUCGGCUUGUUGCCUGAUACCAUCGAUGUUGGUGUUGAUGAGGAUAUCCUGAAUAUGGAAGCACAGUACGAGGAAUUUCUCCAGUCCGAGACGCAUCAUCACAGGGGUUUCGGCAAGAAUGCAGGGGUGCUAGUGAAGAACAUGAGCUUUCCGAGAGAGAGAGGUCCGAUAUCUCCAAAUUAUUGGGAGAAACCUGCGAAGAUUGUUAGCCCAAGAUGCGGGCCCCGGUUCAUCCAGCAACCCCGUUGAAGGUCUACUAUAGCCUUGUUUAGGGUCGUUAGUUCGAAGUAUGGCUCAACAAAGCAGCAGCAGGUUUCUUUUUAGCGUUGUUUUUUACUUGUAAGUUUUCUGUAUAGAGCAAGGUUUUGAACUCUCUCCUGUACUUUAAUAGCCUUGUUCAUAUUCUGACGUUCCGCGUUUAGUUUAAACCGUGAAGAAAAAUGUAAAAAGGGUGUUGUAGAAAUGAGAAAAAAGAAUUUGAAAACAUGUCCGUUUGUUUUGUG